Molecule: messenger RNA, 5144 nt
Organism: Epinephelus fuscoguttatus (brown-marbled grouper)
Lineage: Eukaryota; Metazoa; Chordata; Actinopteri; Perciformes; Serranidae
Gene: adamtsl2
Product: ADAMTS-like 2
Exons: 19
Coding region: 156-2999 (947 amino acids)
Biological process (GO): extracellular matrix organization
Cellular component (GO): extracellular matrix
Source: RefSeq, a predicted model, not a curated record
ACCAACACACCACAACACACCACCGCUGUCGCUGGCACGCUAACACACACACAUACACACACUCACACACACACACUCACACACACACAUACACACACACACUGAGCGGCAUCCUAAACACAGACCGAGACGCCCUUGGACUGCUGCAGGCGAGGAUGAGGGUGCUGUCGUGGGAACAGUGUGGGGAGACGGGCGUGGUCCUGCUGGGCUUCCUGACGCUGGCGGUGUCUGUGGGGAACCUUUCCACCAGGGGGCUGCAGGAGGACGGCGUGGCGUCCAACAGUCUGGAGGACGAGCUGGAGGUGACCACCUACUGGUGGGGGGAGUGGGCCAAGUGGACGGCGUGCACUCGUGCCUGUGGAGGGGGAGUGAUGUCACAGGAGAGACACUGCCUCAAACAGAGAAAGAAAGUUGCUGCUGGGAAGGACAACAUGACCUGCACAGGAACUGCAAAGAAAUACCAUCUCUGCAACACUGAAGAAUGUCCUGCCACUGGGAGGAGCUUCAGAGAGGAGCAGUGCUGGUCCUUCAACUCCCAGCUUUACAAUGGGAGGAACUACCAGUGGAAGCCUCUGUAUCCUGACGACUACGUUCACAUCUCCAGUAACCCGUGCGACCUCCACUGCACCACGACCGACGGCCAGAGGCAGCUGAUGGUAACAGCACGAGACGGCACGUCCUGCAAGUACAGCAGUUACCGCGGCGUCUGCGUGGACGGUAAGUGUGAGCCAAUCGGAUGUGACGGAGUACUGUUUUCCCCCAAUAUCUUGGAUAAGUGCGGGGUCUGCCAGGGGGAUGGCAGCAGCUGCAGCAGAGUCACCGGAAACUUCCGCCGCGGGGCCACGACUCUGGGUUACUCUUUUAUUACUCAAAUCCCUGAAGGAUCAUGGGACAUCCAGAUUAUUGAGAGGAAGAAGUCAGCUGAUGUUCUAGCUGUGACCGAUCAGGCAGGCAACUUCUUCUUUAAUGGGGCCUACAAGGUGGACAGUCCCCAGAACUUCCAUGCUGCAGGCGCCGUCUUCAAGUACCGCCGGCCCAUGGAUGUGUACGAGACCGGGAUUGAGUACAUUGUCGCCAAAGGCCCCAUCGACCAGGCCAUCAAUAUUCUGGUGUGGAACCAGAACGGUCGCACACCGUACAUCACUUAUGAAUACACCGUCCUCCGAGACUCCCUGCCACCCGUUCCACCUCCUCCUGUCUACACCGGGUCAGACACCUCCGCUGGAGAGGUCUCUGUGGAGGUGGGGGGUCUGCUGACCCCUAACAGUAGUCUUUAUGACGAGUUGGUCCCUGACAGCCAGAUGGAGCCAGAAGGUGUAGAUGGGCAGAAGGGCCAAGAGACUAACGAGGUGUACGAGGAGACGGCGGCCAUUGACUGCGACCAGGAUGGGGCAGCUGGCCCACAAUUUGCAGAAGGAAACAGCAGUCAUACAGGCAGCACUGCCAAACCUGCCCCUGCUGGAGGGCCCCUGGACAUGGGGCCAGACUCCCCAAACCUCAUCUGGAGGGUCCUGCUGGACGGCCGCAUUAACCCCGACGAGCUGCUCAUCAACAUCUCAACCAAUCAGCUGCUGACAGAGGGAGACAGUUUGUUCUCGUCAGAGUUGGGACCAGUGGACAUGGACCUGAGCAGCAUGGAGCCAGACGGGCCGUUUGGUGUCAACGAGACGCUGGAGUUUACUCUGGGUCGCAAACGCAACGACAGCGGGGACGGUUCCUACCAGAACAAAACAGUGCAGGGUGGAGGGAGGAGCUCGAGCCGCUCCAACAGAACCAGGGGGAAUCAAAGGAUCUACCAGAAGAACCUGAAGCUGAGCGCUGCUGACAUGUACCGCUGGAAACUUUCCUCUCAGGAGCCCUGCAGCAUGACCUGCUCUAUAGGAGUAUCAAAGUCCUUCGUCACAUGUAUUCGUUAUGACGGCGUCGAGGUGCACGAUAUGUACUGUGAUGCUCUGACCAGACCGGAGCCGGUCCACGACUUCUGUAUUGGGAGAGAAUGUCAACCCAGAUGGGAGGCGAGCAGCUGGAGCGAGUGCUCCAGGACCUGUGGGGAGGGUUUUCAGUUUCGUCAAGUUCGCUGUUGGAAGAUGCUCUCGCCGGGCCUGGACAGCUCAGUGUACAGCGACCUCUGUACCAUGGCCGACCUGGAGAGACCCGUGGAGAGACGGCCCUGCAAGAGCCCCGCCUGCGGCCCUCAGUGGGAGGUGGCUGAGUGGACUGAGUGUCCUGCGAAAUGUGGCCGCAAAGCCCAGGUGACCCGCGAUGUCCGCUGCUCUGACGAGACCCAACCAUGUGACCCGAUGACCAAACCAUCAAAUGUCAAAAACUGCACCGGUCCACCUUGUGAACGCCACUGGACUGUGUCCGAGUGGGGGCCUUGCUCAGGGUCGUGCGGCCAGGGGAAGACGGUGCGUCAUGUGUACUGUAAGGCUCCGGAGGGUCGCGUGGUUCCUGAGAACCAGUGCUCUGCGGAGGAAAAGCCGCUGGCCAUCCACCCCUGUGGGGAGAGAGACUGUGCUCCAUACUGGCUGAGCCAAGACUGGGAGAGGUGUAACACAACCUGUGGUCGAGGUGUGAAGCACAGGCUCGUCCUCUGCGUUGGCAUCAGUGGAGGAAAGUUCCAGGUCUUUGAUGAGGAGGCGUGUGGAGGCAGCGAGAAGCCCGAAGAGGAAAACACCUGCUUUGAGAGACCAUGCUUCAAAUGGUACACCACGCCCUGGUCUGAGUGCACAAAGACGUGUGGUGUGGGUGUGAGGAUGAGGGAUGUCAAGUGUUACCAGGGCAGGGAGCUGGUCCGAGGCUGCGACCCCCUCACCAAACCUGUGGCCAAACAGACCUGCACCCUGCAGCCCUGCCCCACGGAGCCGCCAGAUGAGAGCUGCCAGGAUCGUCCCUCCACCAACUGCCUGCUGGCGCUGAAGGUCAACCUGUGCAGCCACUGGUACUACAGCAAGGCCUGCUGCCACUCCUGCCGCGCCCUCCGACCUCCAACCUCCUAGUCCAGGAAACCGCCGCCUCUCUCCACCCUGACUCCAACUCCAGCAUGAGGAAAGAAAUGGGUACGUUUAAGUCCACGUGGUCCAACAGUUACUGUGAACAGUGAGAGGAAAGUCCAGAGCGACCCACAAUAACUUUGAUUCACAUGUGUUUGUUUAUCAAGUUGGAUAAUUUAAAGGAAAUCUUGAACAUUUUGCCAGUCCUGUUGAUGCUGCAUCAACUGCGAUGUUCACACAUAAAACAAAAUCCCUCUUGUCAUUCUCUAAUUGUUCUUCAUCGUAUUUUUUCUUCCAAACACAGAAUGCAAUGUGUUUCUGGUUUAUUUGGAAUAAACAGAGAAAGAAUUGGGCAAAAAGCAAUUUUUAUUUUGGGGGGGAUCCUCUCUACUACUCAAGUUACUUCUUGUGUGGAGAGGGUUUGUGAAUACAACUGACGACCAGCACCGUGUUUAGGGGCCUUUGGUAAAACGUGAAAUAAAGAGCAGCCGAUCACUUCUUACCGAAACAUGCUGUACAUUUAGUUAAAUCUGAGGUACGCAGUUUCCUGGAAAUGGCAAAAAAAUCAGAAGAAUUUGAAAAUACACCCUCCCACCAGACAACAACCUUGUGUUUCCCCUACAUGGAUUUAUUUAAUCUUAUUUCAUUGUAGAGUUGCACAGAUUCACUCAGCACCUCCUUGCCCAAGCCACAAAUGAGACAAGAAUUAGCUGCUAGCCACCUGGUAGUCCCUCCGCCUCCCUCCCCGCCACUGUGGACUGCUUCCCUGGGAGGAAAGCAGACAGCAGCUCCAGAGACUGACCUUCAGUCAGCCGCUGUAGCAGCUUGAAUUCAGCAGUUACAACAGCUGGUGGUCGACAGCAGCACCGGCUCUAAGCUGUGUAACGGCAGAACAGACAGUUUGCUGAUCCACAGGAGAGUCGGGGCUGUCGGGUUUCGCUGCUGCCUGCUCUCCUCCCGGCGAGGUGGUCCGUAGUGGCGGGGAGUGAGGCGGAGAACACACUGAGCUAAUGUUAGCUACAUAAAUGUGAACUUGAAGCCGCAGUCAUGAGUCUUUAGCUACAGUUAGUAGAAGGCUAGAAUAUUAGCAACAUUUUGUCUCCAUCUCUGAAACACUUCGCUGAUAUGGACACACUCUUUUAGACUCUUUGAUCUGAUUAGUCCGUCUUCCUUUUUUGGGUUGCUUUGCAAUGUUGCCAGUGUUGGAAUAGCAACUUUCUCUGGAUUCUCCGCCACUGAAACAGACUUUCACUGAAGAGAUGUGCAUCUGCAUUUGUAGAACAGCAAAUAGGAAUGCCGUCUCUCUGAAAUGACCUGUGAUCGACCAGAGACGCUCGUCACUGGCUAGAUUUUUUAAAACCUGACAACAGAGCCAAGAGGAGGUGCAGAAGUUCAGUUUUCUCUUGAAUUACAAUAUGCUCAAAGUUUAUUUGGGGAUUUUUGCCCAGACAGCAAAAUAAAACUGCCUAACCCAGCUUUACGAAAAGGACUUUUUUGUUUUCUUGUCCCAAAAAAUAUUUUCAUGAUCAUUUCCAAUAUUAUCCCAAGACCUCGUGCAACCAUAAAGCCAGUUCUUAUCAGCUGUUGUUGAUUAAUUAUCAGUUCUGGUAGAAAAUCUUCCUCUAACAACACGUGGAGUCGGAGUAAAAGUGGAGUCAACACUCAGACGGUGUGACAGGCCUCCACCAUCAGUUAGCAGCUCGCUCUUGUUGUGUUCAUCGCUGCAAUGAAAAGAUCUAUUAAAUUAUUUCUCAACUGAAUAUACUGCAUGACUAGAAUAUUUAAUACAGAUACUGUUUAUGGAAUAUUAUUUAAUUGUGUUUCAGUUUGGUGUCCGGCAUGUAAAAAGUUUGUAAUUCCAUUCCACCCCCUGCCCGCUUGGCGCAGUGCCGGUACGCCUGCAGGAUAUGGAAGCAUAUUUAUUAGUCAUAGCACAUUUUCAUUUAUCGUGACGCUCCUGAUGCCAGCCGGCGGUUAUUCAUCGGGUUAACUGAUGCCAGUUCUGGUCUGUGUGUGACAGAGGAGAGUUAAUACAAACACAGAGGAUUCCUGACACUUGAAGUAUGGCUGAAAUGUAUUCAUGUAUGUCUCAUUUUUAACUAUUGCGUACUGUGUUUUUAUAUAACUGAUACCUCUUUGUACAAAACGUAA